Messenger RNA from Hippoglossus stenolepis (Pacific halibut), 4729 nucleotides. RefSeq lists its product as uncharacterized. Gene Ontology annotation, cellular component: membrane attack complex. Lineage: Eukaryota; Metazoa; Chordata; Actinopteri; Pleuronectiformes; Pleuronectidae. Bases 1015 to 4590 code for a protein of 1191 amino acids. Gene Ontology annotation, biological process: immune response. The record is from RefSeq and is a predicted model, not a curated record. Gene Ontology annotation, molecular function: protein binding. The transcript is spliced from 26 exons.
AAUAGUUAAUCUCUCCGGCUGCUGCUGCUGUGAUUGGCCGCUGUACGCAGCGCUUCAGCCUCCUUGAAUGAGAAACAGGGGUAACCAGGCAACUUCAGCGCCGGAGAGAAGAAGAAGAAGAAAAAGAAGAGAGAGAGAAAAAAAGGAGGACGAGAAGAAGAAGACAGUGCUUUUUAUGCGGGAUCUUAGAAUUAAGGAGGAAUUCCAAACAUGUAACAGGCGGAGGCAAAUGUGAUUUCACCUUGUGUGUGUCCGGCAAAUGGAAUUAACAAAUGGAUUUUCUUAAACGCGCUCUCCCUCUGUCUCUCACUCUCUCUCCCUCCCUCCCUCCCUCCCUCACUCACUCACUCCUCUCAUCCUCUCUCUCUCUCUCUCACUGGGGGGAAUAGGGCGCUCAAAUGAAGGAGACACAGAUGUGGAUUAAAACGCAUAAAUGGCACAGAAAAGCGUCCACUGAGAAAAGCGCUCGGAGCAAGUGACUGUGAUGGGCUGUCGGACUACAUCUGAAGUGCUCGACCAAAGAAUAAUAUCCACUCCUGACCUACUCUGAAGAACAAUAUUUGAUUCAAUCAAUGGUGCAGUCUCUCCGGGGGGUGAAUUACACCUGAGCAAUAGGUGGGACCUCAGAAAAGAUCAACAGUGGAACAUGUGGUACUUGACCUUCACGGAGAGAACUCAGAUACACUCCAGAAGAUGUCAAAUCUGAUCUGAAGCCGCUCUCGAGAGGGUCGCCCAGCUCGUAAUUCAGCCCUCUCUGCACGUGUGUUGUUAAGCAAUACUCAGACACCAUGGGCCAUCAGUGAAGGAGCACAGUAAUCAAUGCUGGAUCUUCAUUUAUUGAGGAGUACCAGACAUCUCACCAUGGAUGUGAAGGAGGUUUUCUCCACCAAAGAGCGACUGUGAGAGAGACGGACCUGGGGGGAAUUGGACACUGGGAGUAAGGAGGAUCAGCUAGUGUGCUGCUAGCCCAUGGUGCAUCUGCUGUGAGCAGGACAAGGGACUCAGCGGUGGAGGAUGUCAGCAGAGGCCGAGCUCCAGCCGGGUGUCAAAACCAGCCAGCGAAGGGAGUCCAGGAGGAUUAAAAGUCAGGACCGCACUGAGGCGGGGCUUAUUAAGCGUUUCCGUGGAGAUGGCAUGCGGUACAAGGCCAAGCUGAUCGGGAUUGAUGAGGUGACAGCGGCGCGCGGGGACAAGCUGUGCCAGGACUCCAUGAUGAAGCUGAAGGGAAUGGCUUCCUCGGCACGUUCCAAAGGGGAGCACAAGCAGAGAGUCUUCCUGACGGUGUCUUUCGGCGGGAUCAAGAUUUACUGCGAAAGAUCAGGGGUGCUCCUGCAUCAGCACUCAGUCCACGAGAUCAGCUACAUCGCCAAGGACACCAGGGACCACCGGGCCUUUGGCUAUGUCUGCGGGAAGGAGGGCCACCACAGGUUUGUGGCCAUCAAGACUUCACAGUCGGCGGAGCCCCUCAUCAUCGACCUGCGCGACCUCUUCACACUCAUCUACGACAUUAAGCAGCGGGAGGAGAUGGAGAAGAAGGCUCAGAAGGACAAACAGUGUGAGCAGGCGGUGUAUCAGACCAUCCUGGAGGACGAAGUGGACGAUCCAGUUUACCAGUACAUAGUGUUUGAGGCUGGACACGAACCCCUCCGUGGCCCCCACUCAGAGGAGAGCGUUUAUCAGGUCCCAUCCAGUCAGCAGAAGGAAGGGAUCUAUGAUGUCCCAAAACGCCAUUUCAUGACUAAUAUCAACCACUUCGAUCUUUUCGGCGACAUGUCCACGCCUCCCUCGAUGCCUCCAUCACCUGCCAACACACUGGACCCGAGCAGGAGCAGCCGCCAGCAGCAGCACAGUCCUGCUGACAUGUACGCCCCGUUCAGCCCCACUUCCAUGCCGUCAGGUUAUAUGACCAUGGGCCCGGUGCAGGCGGCCCAGUGGGCACAGCAGCCGUUCUCUGCUCAGGCUCAGACCCUGGCCUUCCCCGUGCAGGGCCCCCUCCAGGUGGCUCAGGUCCUCCCUGGUGGUCAGCCGGUCAUCUGGAGCCAGGCCAACAUUUUCCCAGCCACUCAGCAGCAGUGGGCGGCCAUGGCAGCCUAUAUGCCGGCCCAGACCGUGGGCGUGGGGGGCCAUGCAAUCCCAGCUGCCAUGCUCCAAGGCCUGGUUCCCAUCACUACCAUGUGCCCGCAGGCCUGCGACCUGUCAGCCCCGUCCUCGGCUAUUACCAGCCCCCAACACACAGCCGACCCCACCCUGCUCCAGAGGCAGCUGAGCCUGGGUAAAGAGGGCCUCAACAUGGACUCAGACGCAGGCGAGGGCCCCUCUACUUUUGGAGCCGGAGCAGCAGGUGUGGGAGCUGGCAUUGCGUCAGCAGUGGUGAGCAGGUGUGGGACCCCAGGCCUCAUGAGCGAACCGGACACUCUGGCCUGCAGUCAGCCGCUGUCACCUUCAUCUGCCACGACCCAGGAAGAGGAAGGGAGCUGUAGUGACCUUGAUCUCUCGAGGUUGACCUUGAGCCCAGGUACAUCCACAUCACCAUCCACGGAAUCCCCAUCCACACCAGCGCCUCAGCGAAGCUGUUCUUCUGACUGCCCCCCAUCCCAGGCCAGCGACCCCCCCACAGAUCACUCCCCUGUCGACCUGGAGGACCAAGCAAGCAACGCCAAGGAGGAACAAUCGGGCUCUCCUGUUGCACGGUCGGUCUCUCCGCAGCUCAGUGGAGCUCCUGAUCCAACGCAGGAUCAGACCUGUCCACAGGAGGACACAGUGUGUGUUGACAUAGAGAGACGAACAGUCUCGUCUCUUCAUUCACAGUCAGGACACACAACCAUGUUUUCUGUGGCGAUACCAAGGAGUGCGCUCAAUUUGCACAGCUGCCUACUCCAUGUCACUUUGAGCUUGGUGCUUAUAAGUAAAGCUGCCGUCACAACAGCGAGCAAUGAGGAGCCCGGUGUUCGUGAAGCUCGGUCAGUGAGUGCUCAGCUGGGAGUUGAUCCUGUGGACUGUGUUUUAUCGGAGUGGAGCGCGUGGUCACGCUGCGACAAUUGUCAGAAGAAAAGAUAUCGCUAUGCUAAACUUGACCGGCCUUCGCAGUUUGGAGGGGAGCCAUGCAAUUUUCAUGACAGGGAGGACGAGGCCUGUGAGGUUCCAGCCCGCUACACCUGUGACAAUAUUCCCCUGUGUGAAGGAUUCCUCUGCACACAAACAGGCCGCUGCAUUCACAGAACUCUACAGUGUAAUGGGGAGGAUGAUUGCGGGGACAUGUCAGAUGAAGUCGGCUGUAAGAAGGUUCCCAAGCCCUGCAGACAGGAAGCUGAGGAGUACUGGGGAAUCGAAAACCUUGCCAAAGGAAUCAACAUCUUGAACAGUAACCUGGAGGGAAUGGUGCUUGAUAACCGAUACUAUGCAGGCAGCUGCUCGCCCCAAUACAUUCAGGAUGUCAGGUUCAGGAAGCCUCACAACUUGCAGCAGUACACUCUCCAGACAAGAGGCUCGUAUGAUUUCAAUGUUCAGUCUUUUGAGUCAUACUCUGACUACAUGGAAAACACCAUAAGGGAGACUAUGACAAAAACCACUGUUUCCUUUGGCUUUGCCAUUCCUGGCAUAUUUGAAUUUGGCUACAACUACAAUAAUGCCAAAUUCACCAGAUCGAUUCAGAAGAUUCGCCGUGCCUCUGGCAAGAUCAACAGCUUUGUGAGGGCCAAAGCAGAGCUGGAGUUGGCCCAGUACAUGCUGAAGUCAGACGAUUUGAUGCUUCACCCUGAGUUCCUGCAGCGCCUGCGCUCCUUGCCACAGUCCUAUGUUUAUGGAGACUACAGGCAGAUAUACAGAGACUACGGCACCCACUACAUCACAGAGGCCGCCCUCGGAGGAGAAUAUGAGCACACCAUCAUUCUGAACAAGGAGAACCUGGAGAAGACAGAUUAUUCUUUGGAAGACUACAAGUCCUGCACCCAGUCAGGCCUGAAGAUUGGAGCCAACAUUUAUGGUGUUUACGUGUCAGUGGGGGCUCAGGGUGGAUCCUGCAAUGCCCUGUUGAAUGAGAUGGGAGAGGACACUGCAAUCGGCAGCACCGUGGAGGACUUUGUUGCUGUCGUGCGAGGUGGCAGUAGUGAGUCCAUCACCGGCUUGGUGUCUAAAAAGCUUCCCACCCCACAGCUGAUGACGCUUUGGGGUGAGGGAGUGCGCUUCAACCCUGACUUCAUUCGCAAAACAACUCGGCCGCUGUAUGAGCUGGUGACUUCAAGAGACUUCUCCCAUGAUGCUUCACUGAAGAGGAACCUGAAGAGAGCAUUGUCAGAGUACCUGGCGGAGAGUAGUUCAUGUCGUUGUGCUCCCUGCAAAAACAAUGGAGUGGCCGUUUUGAGAGGCACAAGGUGUGACUGUGUGUGUCCCAUUGGCUACACCGGACGGGGCUGUGAGAUCACUCAGAGGCAAAAAGAAAUAGCCACUGACGGCAGUUGGAGCUGCUGGGGUGCGUGGUCGACCUGCAGUGAAAGAACCAUGUCAAGGACUCGACAGUGUAACAACCCAGCACCCACCGAUGGAGGCCUGGCAUGCACAGGACUGCAGCAAGAGUCGACUGACUGCUUUUAAAAGCCUGCUCAUGUCAACACUGAUUUAUAUACAUAAGAAAACCAACUUUAAAAUAGGAGAGUAGUCUGUGGUGUGUUUAGUCAUUGGACUAAUGUGUAAUAAUGAUUCACAUUUGAAUAAAAUAAAACUAAACAACCAG